Messenger RNA from Rotaria sp. Silwood1, 1704 nucleotides. NCBI's taxonomy places the organism in Eukaryota, Metazoa, Rotifera, Eurotatoria, Philodinida, Philodinidae. The record is from the annotation of a GenBank genome assembly.
UUGCAAAAUCAAAUGUUAUUUUCUCUUAUGUGCAAAACGAAUUGUCAAAGUUGCAAAAAUCGUUGGAAUGGAGAAAUGAACAUCAACAAAUGUGAAGGUUUAUUUGUGAUUUUAUCUUUUUAAUGUUCAUCAUGUAACAAUACCAUCACCAUUGGUAAGUAACUACUUUAGACUAUCGAAAUUGUAUGCAUAUUAUUAAUACGUGCAACAUUUCUCUCUAAUUUUUUCAGAAACAAGUCCGAAGGUUGUUGGAUCAGAUCAUCGAGAUAUUAAUGUUCGAUCACAAAUUGGUGGCCAUUUGUGUGGUAUUAGAUAUGCUGAAUUACCAAAAUUAAUGGGUGCUAUGAAUUUACCAAGUCCAAUUCAAGAACAAAUAUAUUCAAAAUGGGAUAAAAAUUUAUUACUUUCAAUAAAAUCAUUUUCAAACCGAUCUAUGACAAGAGCUGUUAAUGAAGCUGUGACUGCUAGGCAUGGUGCAGCAGCUCUUCUUUCUUGUAACACAACACCAGAAGUACUUGAUAUUGAAACAUGUAGUAAAACAUGUAAUGUUUGUAUGGGCGCACUUGCUAUUAAGAAAUCUAAUCCAGCUAAAUGCAAUGAUGUUAUUAGAUCACAUCAUUGUGAAAAAAACUACAACAAAAGUUCCGGUACAAUAGAAGCUCAUGCUGUUCUUAACAUGUUCAAACGAUCAGUAUCUAAAUAUGGAAUUUACUACACAAGUUACGUUGGUGAUGGCGAUUCAAAAACAUUUACUAUUCUUUCUAACGAAACACCAUAUCCAGGGAAAGUGAUCAAGAAAAUCGAAGACUUGAAUCAUUUUAGCAAAAGAAUGAAACGUCAACUGGAAACAAAAAAACGUGAAUAUGAACGACAAACAUUAUCUGAUGAUAAAACAAUUGGUGGUAAAAGUCGUCUUUCCACUGCUCGUGAUGGAACACCAUAUGAUCAUACACCAUAUGCUUUACCUCGUCCUGUCCUCGAUGCCAUCAAGCCUGUUUUUGACAACCUCUGUUCUCGGAAAAGUCUUGCAUGUGUAGUUGAUGCAUCAAGUCAGAAUGCAAACGAAGGUUGUCAUUCGCUUGUCUGGCUUAUGUCACUAAAACACAAGGUAUCAUCUGGAACAACACUUGAAAUUGCAUGUCAUCUUGCAAUAAUAAUAUUUAAUGAUGGAUAUUUUGCAUUAGGAGAUCUUUUCAACAACAUCUGUGGUUAUCGUGGUCAUUACACCGAUCAAGCAAUGAUUCACUUCGACAGCAGUCGUCUUCAUACAGAAUCAAAAGAAGAUAAUAGAAAAAGAAGAAAAGAAGCUGAUCAUGUUGUACAACAAAAUGAAGAUAAUAAUGGUCAAGCAAAUUAUAGUUAUAAUGCCCUCGGUGAUGAUAAUGAUAAAAAAAUUAAUAGUCAUGAACAAACAGAUGAUGAUUAUAAUGAAACAAAUCCUGGUGAUCAACUAACAUCUGAAGAUAAGGGUGUGGGUGUGGGUGUGGGUGUGAGUAUUGGUGUGGGUGUGGGGUGUGGGUGUGGGUGUGGGGUGUGGGUGUGGGUGUGGGGUGUGGGUGUGGGUGUGGGGUGUGGGUGUGGGUGUGGGUGUGGGUAUGACAGAAUGGAAUAACAACACCCACACCAGACCCACACACCCACACCCACUCCCAUACCGACACCGACACCCACACCCACCGACACCCACACCCACACCCACACCCA